Messenger RNA from Lodderomyces beijingensis, 255 nucleotides. The record is from the annotation of a GenBank genome assembly. NCBI's taxonomy places the organism in Eukaryota, Fungi, Ascomycota, Pichiomycetes, Serinales, Debaryomycetaceae.
AUGUUAGCUAUAUUAUCCAUAUUAUUAUUAUUUUAUUUAAGUCAAAAUAAUUUAAUAACUUUAUUAAUCGCUAUUGAAAUAUUAUUAUUAACUAUUACUAUUAAAAUAAUAUAUCUUGGUGGUUACUAUGACGAUAUUUAUGGUACCAUCUUUAGUAUUGUUAUAAUAUUAUUAGCUGGUGCUGAAUCUGCUAUUGGUUUAAGUAUCUUAGUUGCUUACUACAGGUUACGGGGGACAGUUGGUCAUACUAUUUAA